CCGCAGCUGCAGUGACGGUAAACAGAGCAAAGGUAGCGCAUGGGCAGCCAGCAGGGAAUUAUUCCACAUCGCAUCACAUCCCUGAGCAUACAUGGCGUCCCCACACACCGAGCCAUGAUUUUAGUGUGCAGGCUGAGGGAGUAGCCACCAAUAUUUAUUUUUUUAAAUUAUUAUUUUAUUUUAUUUAUUUCUCAUUCGCAGCCAUCAUCCUUUGCGUCGGUGUGCAGCAGAGGGGGGAAAAUUCAGCGCACAUUGCUACAGUAGAUAUCAUUUUCGAAAUCAGAAAACGAUGGAUGUGGGCUCAUCCGGAUCCACUCCUGCGUAUACGGCGGACGGUUUUUUAUUCCAGCCGCAUCCACAUCUUCCGUAUGUUGCAAGGUGUCUUUGAAAAGGGACCUCUGGAGGAAAUGAGAAGAAAGGUCUAUUUUGACUCACGCCUGUCGAGAUGGAGGCAUCAUUAAGAAGACCUGUACAUUUGAGAUCAAACACACUUCAUUAGAUCAUUAGGGAUCGUUAUUAUUCUGUGUAAGAGCAAAGAGGCAUCGCUGUGACCUGCAGGAUUUUUUUUCUAUGAGCACUGAAUCACAAAGAAGAUUGAUCCCACAGUCGACCCAAUGUAGGAACUGCUCCCUCCGAUUCCCACAACCUCUACUCUUGCUUGGAUUUCAGCAUUCAGUCAAAUCCACCAGGACAGAGUAUGACAUCUGCACCUGUUCACAGAAUCCUACGACCCCUUCUGCUCGGCACUUUCAUACUGGGAUGCUUUGUGACUCUGUUUUUGAUGUAUUUUAAACCAUCCACCAGCUGGUUAUCAGGUCCUGUAGAGUCAACAGUAUCCACAGACCGGGUCAAGAACCUCUUCUCCACCAAGAGCGAUAAAAACGUGACCACCGUGCUGAUCUGGCUCUGGCCCUUCGGACAAACCUACGACCUAAGUGUCUGCAGCUCUCUCUUCAACAUCGAAGGCUGCUUCAUCACAGCAGACAGGAACCUCUACAACAAGUCGGAUGGGGUUGUCAUCCAUCACAGAGACAUCAGCACUGACCUCUCCAACCUGCCGCCGCUCCAGCGACCAUCCUUCCAGAAGUGGAUAUGGAUGAAUUUGGAGUCCCCAUCGCACUCCUCCCAGCUGCCUGGGAUCGAGAAUCUGUUCAAUCUGACUCUCAAUUACCGUCAGGAUGCUGACAUUGAAGUGCCUUAUGGGUCCAUCGUAGCAGCGGAGGGCGAGGAGGACUUCGUCCCACCCAGCAAAAACAAGCUGAUCUGCUGGAUUGUGAGCAACUGGAACCAGGACCACGUGCGGGUGAAAUACUACAAUGAGCUGUACAAACACAUUGAGGUUCACGCAUAUGGACAAGCCUUUGGGGAGUAUAUCUCUGACCAAGACUACUUCCCCACCAUUGCCAGCUGUAAGUUCUACCUGGCAUUUGAGAACUCCAUCCACAAGGACUACAUUACUGAAAAACUCUACAACCCACUCUCUGUGGGGACAGUGCCAGUGGUUCUCGGCCCGGCCAGGCAGAACUACGAGAACUUUAUCCAGGGAGACGCCUUCAUCCACGUGGACGACUUCACCUCGCCCAAGGAGUUGGCUGAUUACCUGCUGCUCCUGGACAAAAAUGAGGAAAUGUACCUCAGGUACUUUGACUGGCGGCGGCACUUCAAAGUAAAGAAGGCCUAUUUCUGGGCAGAGCACACAUGCCUGGCUUGUGAUUACUUGCGUAGGCACAAGGAGUACAAGGCAUUCAAUAACCUUGACAAGUGGUACUGGGGCGGAUAGUGAUUUGAAGGGCUAUGCAGUGCUUAUUUUGUUGUUGAAGGCAGUGCUUUAGAUUUUUGUCCUUCGGUUAACAUGAAGGUUCAUUACUGUUCUGUCCAGAGCUCCCGAAUGAUGUUUUUUUUUAUUGGUUCAGUGGUCCAGUGACACAUCCAUCUUGUUUUUACUUUGUCUUUUUUUUUUUCUGCAAGCCAAUUUUGC
Thunnus maccoyii (southern bluefin tuna) is the source of this 1978-nucleotide messenger RNA. It is a transcript of the gene fut9a, whose product is annotated as fucosyltransferase 9a. NCBI's taxonomy places the organism in Eukaryota, Metazoa, Chordata, Actinopteri, Scombriformes, Scombridae. Gene Ontology annotation, molecular function: alpha-(1->3)-fucosyltransferase activity. The transcript is spliced from 3 exons. Gene Ontology annotation, cellular component: membrane. Bases 698 to 1780 code for a protein of 360 amino acids. The record is from RefSeq and is a predicted model, not a curated record.